Molecule: messenger RNA, 369 nt
Organism: Erythranthe guttata (spotted monkey flower)
Lineage: Eukaryota; Viridiplantae; Streptophyta; Magnoliopsida; Lamiales; Phrymaceae
Source: RefSeq, a predicted model, not a curated record
AUGCCAACGUCACCCACGCCGCUAAAGAUACCACAAACCCAACCCACGCUGCCGUUGCCAUCCCCACCCCCCAACAUUGUUGCGCCACCAACACCAUCCCCGAGCGCCGGCGCCCAACGAGCGCCGUCCUCAUGCCCAAGAAGCGUCACCACCGGCGCCUCCCCUCUAGAUCAGCCACCGCCAUCGCAAAACCCACAUGCCGACGCCGCCUCCAUCGUCUUUGCCACCAUUUCCCUUCAAACCAUGGAGUGGAGUGGUGAAGAGAGAGAGCUUGGAGAAAUAGCUCGAACGAGAAAGAUGGAGAAAGCCAGAGAGCGAGACGCGAGACAGAGAGAAGAGAAGAAUAAAAGAGAAAAAGUAGAUCCGUGA